CAAAGGUCCCAGUAACAUAAACAACACUUUAUGUAUAAAAUCUCCAUUUUUUACUUGGGCCGGCUAAUCCUUGCCUAAACCCCAACCAAAACCCCUCUCUCUCUCUCUCUGUCUUUCAUCUCCAGCCGCCAUUUCUACUGUUAUCACCUCCACGCGCCGCCACCAUGCAGGCCGCAUUCCUAACUCCCGGCCCACGUGUCACCCUAAAGCCCGCGACCCACCAAAGUGGCGCCAACCCACGACUCCCCUUCGCCGUUAGGGCCUCCAUCUCCAACGUGGUCCAAUCUCCGCCGUCGAUCGCCGUGGAAUCCCCACCGUCUGCGGCGCUUACCCAGAAGCUCAACAAGUACAGCGCGCAAAUAACUGAGCCCAAGUCCCAAGGUGGGUCUCAGGCCAUUCUCCAUGGGGUGGGGCUUUCUGAAGACGAUAUGAGCAAACCCCAGAUUGGGAUAUCGUCGGUGUGGUACGAAGGCAACACGUGUAACAUGCACCUGUUGAGCCUCUCGGAGGCUGUCAAAGAAGGGGUUGAAGCAGCUGGAAUGGUGGGGUUUAGGUUCAACACCAUUGGGGUCAGUGAUGCCAUUUCUAUGGGGACUAGAGGAAUGUGCUAUAGCUUGCAGUCUAGGGACUUGAUUGCUGAUAGUGUUGAGACUGUUAUGAGUGCUCAGUGGUAUGAUGGUAAUAUCUCAAUUCCUGGUUGUGACAAAAAUAUGCCAGGUACAAUUAUGGCCAUGGGCCGCCUUAACCGACCGAGUAUCAUGGUAUAUGGUGGGACUAUCAAGCCUGGUCACUUUCAAGGUCAUACUUACGAUAUAGUAUCUGCCUUUCAGUGUUAUGGAGAAUAUGUAGGUGGAUCCAUAAGCGAUGAGCAGAGGAAGAGCAUAAUUAUGAACUCAUGUCCUGGGGCAGGGGCUUGUGGUGGCAUGUAUACAGCUAAUACAAUGGCUUCUGCUAUUGAAGCUAUGGGAAUGUCCCUUCCGUACAGCUCCUCUACACCUGCUGAAGACCCACUGAAGUUGGAUGAGUGUCGUUUAGCUGGAAAAUAUCUUCUAGAAUUGUUAAAAUUGGACUUAAAGCCUCGAGAUAUCAUCACGGAAAAGUCAUUACGAAAUGCCAUGGUUAUUGUCAUGACACUAGGUGGUUCUACAAAUGCUGUGUUACACUUAAUUGCAAUUGCAAGGUCUGUUGGACUGGAAUUAACUCUUGAUGAUUUUCAGAAGGUCAGCGAUAAGGUUCCAUUCCUCGCAGAUCUUAAGCCUAGUGGGAAGUAUGUUAUGGAGGAUAUCCACAAGAUUGGAGGAACACCAGCGGUUAUUCGGUACCUUUUGGAGCUUGGAUUCUUAGAUGGGGAUUGUAUGACUGUUACUGGGAGGACACUGGCUGAAAAUGCAAAAAGUUUCCUUCCUUUAUCUGAAGGCCAGGAUAUCAUAAGACCAGUAGAAAGCCCCAUCAAGAAAACAGGACACCUCCAAAUAUUAUAUGGAAAUCUUGCACCCGAAGGUUCUGUAGCCAAAAUUACUGGAAAAGAGGGGAUAUAUUUCUCAGGUCCCGCACUUGUCUUUGAAGGCGAGGAAUCAAUGCUUGCAGCUAUCUCUGACGAUCCAGCAAGGUUUAAGGGAAAGGUUGUGGUUAUUAGAGGAGAGGGGCCUAAGGGAGGACCAGGCAUGCCCGAAAUGUUGACGCCUACUAGUGCAAUCAUGGGAGCAGGUCUAGGGAAGGAGGUCGCGUUAUUGACAGAUGGUAGGUUUUCAGGAGGCUCACAUGGAUUUGUUGUUGGCCAUAUAUGCCCCGAAGCACAGGAAGGCGGUCCUAUUGGAUUGAUCAAAGACGGAGACAUCAUCAAAAUUGAUGUUCAGAAUAGGAUAAUAGAUGUUGAUCUAACAGAUGAUGAAUUGGAAAGGCGUAGAAAUAAUUGGGUUCAACCACCAUACAAGGCUACCUCUGGAGUUCUCUUCAAGUACAUCAAGAAUGUGGAGAAAGCUUCACGCGGAUGCGUGACCGACGAGUAGUGGACAAGUACAUUUUCAUGGUGGCAUUACCUAGACAUAAACUACCAUUUUCCGGUGACCGAUGAUGAAGGCGGCUUUUUUUCUUUUUCUUUUUCGAUGUCUGUUUAGCUUUUAGAAUUUUAUUUUGUAUGUAUUUAAGUUGUUGAGAAUGGUACAAGUGUUUUCUUUUGAGAGGAUAUUCCAUGUUACCAUUCUACAAAACCUCUUCUCUUCAUUUGGUUGUGCUGUCUUGAGUUCUAAGCAGCAUCGCUUCCACUAGAAAGGAAAAGAAUAGAAUGAUCUCCAAGUUAUGGGGAAGGUGAUGAACAAAUAUCCUGAGAAUGUUUUAAACAAACCCAACAAAAUAACUAAAUUUAUGGGAAAUUGGAAGACUUUGAAAAAUA
Humulus lupulus (European hop) is the source of this 2392-nucleotide messenger RNA. RefSeq names its product dihydroxy-acid dehydratase, chloroplastic. Gene Ontology annotation, molecular function: dihydroxy-acid dehydratase activity. NCBI's taxonomy places the organism in Eukaryota, Viridiplantae, Streptophyta, Magnoliopsida, Rosales, Cannabaceae. Gene Ontology annotation, cellular component: chloroplast stroma. Gene Ontology annotation, biological process: branched-chain amino acid biosynthetic process. The coding region runs from base 165 to 2009 and encodes 614 amino acids. The record is from RefSeq and is a predicted model, not a curated record. The transcript has 14 exons.